This is a messenger RNA of Paramacrobiotus metropolitanus, 1109 nucleotides long. Its product is annotated as maleylacetoacetate isomerase-like. Gene Ontology annotation, biological process: L-phenylalanine catabolic process; glutathione metabolic process. The record is from RefSeq and is a predicted model, not a curated record. The transcript has 2 exons. Gene Ontology annotation, cellular component: cytoplasm; mitochondrion. NCBI's taxonomy places the organism in Eukaryota, Metazoa, Tardigrada, Eutardigrada, Parachela, Macrobiotidae. The coding region runs from base 198 to 890 and encodes 230 amino acids. Gene Ontology annotation, molecular function: maleylacetoacetate isomerase activity; glutathione transferase activity.
CUGCCAGUAGCAAACUUUGAUGAAUUUUUCAUCUUUUCGCUGUAUCGCGUAGACAGUACAACUAAAAUCGCCCACGGCCAAGCAUGUGCUACACUGUACCCAAAAUUAACUCUCUUCACGUAGACACCCAGUCUUUCGAUCGCCCACAUUUUCACCGUGAAUUUUGUUAGUAUUUUAAACAAUUUUUGGUCAGAAAAAUGUCGCCGGAUAAAGUGAUUUUAUAUGAUUAUUUCGCCAGUAAUUGUGCGUGGCGCGUACGGACGGUGCUGCAGUGGAAGAAUAUCCCGUAUGAAACGGUGACCGUUGAUCUCGUUAAGGGUGAACAGAAGACGCCGGAAUUUCUGAAGAUUAAUCCAUACGGUGCCGUGCCGGUACUAUAUAUCGACGGACAGUACAUCACGCAAUCCAUCGCCAUCUGUGAAUAUUUAGAGGAGACCCGGCCGGAAAAUCCCAUUUACCCGAACAAUUUAACACAGCGUGCGCGGGUCCGGGAAAUUGUGGAGAUUAUCAACUCCUACUUGGUACCGCUGCAGAAUCCCACCACGGCCAAAAAGGUCGAGCAAGAUAGCGCUUGCAGUGAUCCCAACGAGCAGCGCGCCUGGUCCCUGGAGUUCUUCUACAAGGGCUUCGUAGCGCUGGAGCGCCUGGUCGCCAAGUCCAGCGGGCGCUACACGGUGGGCGACACGGUGACCUUUGCCGAUAUGUGCCUCGUGCCGCAGGUGUGGCGGGCCAAGCGCUUAAAGCCGGAUUUCACACAGUUCCCCACGAUCUGCCGGUUAUACGAGGAGCUGUUGGAACUGAACGCCUUCCGGUUAGCGCACGCGGCCAACCAUCCACACUGCCCCGCGGACAUCAAAGCGGAUGCGUGUCUAGCGAUUAAGUCCGAUUAGAUUAACGCCCAGACGUUGAAAUAUAUUUUCUUGUUAUAUAUGUAUGUUGUUGACAGUGUUUGAAUUAUGCUGUUACCGCUUAAACGGAGGAUUCAGUAUGCUCGAAUUGCAGUACAGUUUUUGUGCGCAUAAAACAUUGUUAGAGUGAUUAGCGUUCGUUGAAUGUACAUGUCGUACUUCCGCUUUAUGUAAGUCUAUCGCGAUACUUAUAAAAAUCUC